UAUUCUUACUACAAACUACUACAAAAAGCAGAAGAAUCAGAAGCAGCAUAAAGUUUGUGCUUUCUUUUCCCUUCAUUGUUACAUCUGGGAAAGGGUCUGUUCUUUAUUGGCUGAAAUCCUGACUGGUUCUUUUUGCCUCGCAUUUGGAGGAGUUGAAAUUGGAAGUGGGCACAUUGGGAAGGUGGCUGUAUAAUGAGUCUCUAACCUGCUAAACUCUGUGAAUUAGAAUCAAGCACUUGGGAGCUUUUGGUUCUCUGAGCUGGUUCUCACACACACACACACACAUACACAAAUGCUCGAACUUGCAUAUGUUUUAAGACAACAGCUUUUGCUUUAGCGGGGCAGUCAUGAGUGUUGUAUGUACGGUGGUUCUUCUUGUCUGAGACUCAGGAGUAGGAUGGGACUGCUCUCCGUGGGAGUCUGUUAGGAUUUGGACUGUAUCCACCUGCAGUGUUUAGAAAAGCCAGACAAGAGGCAUGAAAUCCCCCCUAGUGUGCCACUUGCCCAGCCCAUCUAAGUCAGGAGCUUUGCAGGCAAGUUCAGAGCUCUGUGGGCCGUUGUGGUGACAUAGGCAGAGGGCGGGCAGGGUUGCCAGCGCCCCGCCUGGUCUGGGAUCGCCUGUGCGCAGCUCUGUGAGAGCUCAGGGACCACGUGAAGAUUGUGAUUGGUCCCUAGACCACACCUAGUUGGUGAGUGCAGCUGCUGCCUGAAAAUCCCUCAGCUCUGCUGACAUCGCUGGAGUGCAUGCAAGCCUACCUUUGGACACCAGACCGGAGAGGGACCGUGGAGCUGCUGCGGUGGACGAGUCGUGGAAACUUUCCUGAGUCCUCGGGCCUCCCGCGCAGGGCGAUGCCGGCCUCGACCACCAUCCACGUGCUGCAGCUGCUGCGGGAGCUGCUGGCCUUCGUGCUCCUCAGCUACACGGUGCUCAUCGGGGCGCUGCUGCUGGCCGGCUGGACCACCUAUUUCAUGGUGCUGAAGUGACAGCGCCGCUGGCCCGGCUCCCCGCCCCUCCCG
Molecule: messenger RNA, 1017 nt
Organism: Balaenoptera acutorostrata (minke whale)
Lineage: Eukaryota; Metazoa; Chordata; Mammalia; Artiodactyla; Balaenopteridae
Exons: 2
Coding region: 745-984 (79 amino acids)
Source: RefSeq, a predicted model, not a curated record